Messenger RNA from Esox lucius (northern pike), 6775 nucleotides. RefSeq names its product zinc finger protein 804A (gene znf804a). The transcript has 4 exons. The coding region runs from base 925 to 4893 and encodes 1322 amino acids. Lineage: Eukaryota; Metazoa; Chordata; Actinopteri; Esociformes; Esocidae. The record is from RefSeq and is a predicted model, not a curated record. Gene Ontology annotation, cellular component: nucleus.
GGAACGGGGGCUGACUCAGUGGAACGAGAGAAAGAGAGAGAAAGAGAGAGAUAGGGAGGGAGGGAGAGAGAGAGUGAGAUAGAGAGGGAGGCGGGGGGAGGCAGGCUGUAUGUGACAGAGUCCUCUCUCCUCAUCAUUAGGCCAGUGUCUCUCUUCCAUUGGCUCGGCUUGCUGGACCGUCAAACAGCCAACACACCACAACACCAUGCCUGCCUUUGUCACUGAGGCAAGCUCUCACCGCUACCAUCACCGCCGCGCAUCUCCUCCACUAUAACCAGCCCGUGCUCAGACAGACACCCAGAGAGAGAGGAAGAGGGACAGAGGGAGAGGGGACAGGCUCGGCAGAGACAGACGCUGGACCCGCGCUACGGAGCUGCGCGCUGAAGCCGAGGGGCUGCUGGCGUUCUUUCCUGCUGUUGCUGGAGCUCCGUGAAGAGAGGCGCAGGGGAGAGGGAAAGUGCUGCUCAGAGGCUGGGAGAGCUGGGAGAGCUGGGAGAUGAAGACAGAGCAACCCGAGCACUGAAAAGAUUCGGAGAAAACAGACGUGCUGCCACGUUGCAAUGCUCCCGGACUGUUUCCUACACGAGGAAGCACUUGACUGAUGGACCGACACCGGUGCUGUGAUCGGUGUGUGAAAGGGAAACGGACUUCUGCACAGGUCAUCUAGAGCUCAGACUGUUUUAGUGUCUGUCCAUGCAUGUUUCCACUUAAAAGGACUUUGGAACACUGGUCUGUCGUCCAACUCCUGCAGAUCCAAGACUUCACUGUUUUCUUGUCCUGACUGUCUUGGCACAUAGUCCCCUGGGGGGUCGGAGUGCACCCGGGCCAUUCUGGAUGACUUUCAGUACAGACCUGGCGGGUUUGUAGAGGCUCUUGAUUCCUGACUUAGAUGUCGCCUCGGCAGUUAGUCUGAAAGCACGUGUCAUGGCUUGUUAUUACAUCGUCAUCAGCUCCACUCACCUCAGCAACGGACACUUCAGAAACAUCAAGGGAGUUUUCCGUGGCCCCCUCAGCAAAAAUGGGAACAAGAAUUUGGACUACGCAGAGAAGGAGAGGACCACGACCAGGGCCAAAGCCUUGGAGGAUCUGAAGGCCAACUUCUACUGCCAGCUGUGUGACAAGCAGUACCACAAGCACCAGGAGUUUGACAACCACAUCAACUCAUACGACCACGCACACACACAGAGGCUGAAGGAGCUGAAGCAGAGAGAGUUCGCCCGUAACGUGUCGUCCAAGACCAGGAAGGACGAGCGGAAACAGGAGAGGGCUCUGCGCCGGCUGCACGAGUUGGCCGAACAACGGCGAGAGGUUCAGUGUGCUCCCGGCAGUGGCCCCAAGUUCAAAUCCACAACUGUGGCAGUCGAGGGCAGCUUCAGAGAGAGCUGCACGGGUGGACCACCAGAAGAGACCCACAAUGGAACCAGCAGCACUGGUAUGGCCUCCAGCAGUAAGGGCCAGCAAACACUGUUGUGGCCCUACACAGGCAAGGCCAAGAAACAGGCAUACAACAGGCACAAAAUCGCCUUCUCCUUCUCCUUCCCAAAGAAGGCGUCAGUGAAGCUGGAAUCCUCGGCGGCGGUGUUCUGCGAGAACAUCGAGGAGGGAUCCAGAGAACGGGCCAGAAGACAGAAGCUCAGAAUGCCCCUCGUUGAGCUUAACAUUCCCGUGUCAACCACUGCAGACGAUAAAGCACUGGGUCGCGGGGCAGUGUUAAGCCCGGACAUCAGUCGUUCUAGCGAGGGGAGCCAGACGCCCUCUGACAGAUUGGCCGCUGUGUCUGGGCCUGACCUCACAACGACCUUGCUACCGGACUCAGAUCUGUGCGCUAUGUUAGUGUACUCCGAGAACAGGGUCGGUCCCGAUGUGUCCACUGUCUCACAAUCGCCCGCCUUCCCUUGCCAGACUCCCCUGGUCCCCAUGGCGACAGUAGCGGACCGACAGUUCCCCGCAGAGACUCAGAGAAACAGCCUGACGGAGACUGAGCCGUCGACAAGUAAACACGCCGGGGUCCGUGACGAAGAUGGCAGCGUCCCGGGGAAAGGGGGCGGCGGCGUUGGCAGUACGGCUCCUCAGGUCAACUUUGCUCCUGAUGGUCCCCACCCCUCCACCACCUCCUUCUCUCAGCCGUCUCAAAGCCCUUUGACUGCAGUGAUAGAUGAGGGGGAGGUGCAGGAAGAGAAGAAGGUUGAGGAGAAUGACAUUCCAGUGCUGGUGAAGACCCUGUCAUGCCCUUUCAUCAAGCCCAGUCAGCCUUUCUUCUCCGUGCUCAGCAGAGAUGGAAACACCAUUCUCCAAUGGCCUUCAGAGAUGAUGACCUACACCAGAACAGAGCCGUGUCUCUCUCACAGCUGCAACCCCCUGCAUUUUGACUUCCGGGCGCCACAACCAACACAGAGCAACGUGAAAGUUCAAGUCAGUGUGGGAGACAGUCAGAGUAGAACCGAGCUGGGGUUAUUCGUGGCGCCACGUGUCAGCUCAGAGGAGCCAACAGACAUGAACAGGCACAAAGGAGAGGUCCGCUCUGCUCCCGACCAUCAAAGCCCCGUCAGACACGACCAUCAGGCUGCAGAGAGGAAGGCUUGUCUCGCAUGCGAACUCCACACGAGUGACACGGACACGGAAAGCUGUGGCUCACGGCCGCGACGUCACGGCCGAGGACACAGCACCGAUCGAUCUAGCAGACGCUUAAAAGGUCACCGCAGAAAGAGAGCUGGCGGCGGCGAGAAGUGGAAAUCCAGAGAUAGGCGCCAUUACAGGAGCCACAAGAAAAAGAGGAGGAGGAGGAGGAGGAGAGGAGAGAGGGAGGAAGAGAGGUGCAGGGAAAGGGAGACGGACGACGGCGCUGAGAAAUGCAACACAUUUCAGAGAUGGUCUGAGUGCAGGGAAGGACAUGAUAGCCAAUUCAGAGGCCCCACUUCACAGCGACUAUUAGAGAAGUCAAAGCAAUCAGCUCCAAAUCAGACUGAGGGCAGUGGGCGCGCUUCUCCCUUCACAGCCAGAGAGAAGGAGGCGGAGAGGGAGAUGAUAGUGGAUUGGGAAGAGAGGAGCAGCAGACAGGAAACAGCAGGCAGUGUAAACGGCUCAGCGGGCAGCCCCAGCCUCUCUGAUGAGGGCGCCAUGGAUGCCGAAAAGGUGUUUGGGAGGAGCAGCGGGAGAGACCCGGUCGAUUCAUCAACGGAACAGAGGAACGCCGCAGGACACAGCACAGCAGGCCACGGCAGCGCCACCGACCUCUACCCAGAGAGCCCUGCUGGUCCUGUUGGACCAAACCCAAGCGUGAUGAUGACUCACCUGUCACCGCAGAGACCAGGGACCAUCGAGCAGGACUUGGGCUCGGCACCGCUUUCGCCAGCCGGCUGCGGUGAAGGUUCAUGUAGCAGCCGGGCCCUGAAACGAAAACGGACAGCGUGUCUGGGCGAAGGCGGCGUCGACGGCGAGCAGGACCGUGACCAGGACGCGUCGUGCUCUAAGCGUCUUUCACUGUCGGCAGAGCCCUGUGGGCUGGACGUUCUGGUGGACCGGGACGCGUCUCGUCAGUCUGGUUGCGUGUCCUGCGCCAGUGAAACACGGCAAACAAAGAGGCAGAGGGGGUCCGGGUGCCCGCCCCACGGGUCAGGUCCUCCCGGUCAGACCGGUCCUCCCGGUCAGUCAGGUCCUCCCGGUCAGACCGGUCUGGUCUCAAACACCGACCUGCAGCCGUUCGGAGACGGCCGGUGUCAGCUGAAUGCGCAGAGUGGGAAAUGCGCAGGUACGGCCGCACAAUGCCUUGUGCUGAACGGUUGUACUGCCCCGAGUUGGCCCGCUUCAGAGGGCAGUAACCCAAUGGGAAGCUCCCCCUUGCCCCAGAACACAGCUCCCAGCCUGAAAGUACACCAGUCCCUCUCUCCCUCUCAACCUGUGCCUGUAAGAGAGUCACAUGCCCCAGAAGUAAUCUGUGUCACAAAUGAAAACAGAAACCCCACUAUUUGUCUCCAAAACUCACCCACUGUUUCCCUCUCGGGCCUCGUUCGUCAUCUGAAAACGUGCGACAACCUCUCCGAUCCCGUAAUAGGGCGAAUGGAGGCACUGGUGGAUCUCCCCAGCAGGAGGGAGGUCAGCCCCUCUCCACAGAUGUUUCAGAUGCAGAAGGCGUGUCCGGACAAGCCCUGUCAGCCCAGUCCCCUGAUGCACCACCACCAGGGGUGUCCCAGCCCCCAACCUGCCCAACUUCAGAGGGGUCACCCCGGGGUUAGUGGUCAGGAGGACAGGGGGAUCAGGGAGAGCGUGAGACCGGGACCGACUAACACUUCAGGUAGCUCCUGCAGUCCCUAUCACAGACCAGCUAGUCCUUACCGCAACCACAAACCGGCGUGUUUCCAGCACCCGUCUGAGGCGAUGGAGAAACACCACUGUUUGGUUCAGAUCCAGACCCACAGACACAUUCUCCACCAGCAUCAGCAGGUGUUCCCUGGGAAGAUGAAGCAGGUCCUGCCUGGGUCCCCUGUCCCCAUGUCCGCUACUUGCCCUCCAAUGCUCCACCCCGUCCACCUGUCCCCGCCCCCUUUGUCUCCCAUGCCGACCGGGUCCAUCACCAUCCGACACACCAUCCUCCAGCACCACCACCACCAUCACGCCUACCACCACGCGGCCUUCCUGUCCCCACAGCCAACGCUCUUCCCCCAGGUCCUGCCUGUCCCGGUCAGCCGCCUGCCCAUGGGGGCAGAGAUGUGUUCCCCUGGCCCACCUCCUUUUGUGACCUCACCACCGCAGCUGUCGGUGGUGGCCCCGCCCAGUUCACAUCACCACCCAGUGGCGGUGACGUUCCAUGCCAUGCCCCGCCCUGCCAUGUUCCCGGCCUCCAUGCUGCAGCCUCAACCUCAUCCCGCCGUCAUCCCUCUACGGCCCAUGUUUUGAUGACAUCACUUCCCCACUACGGCCCCUGUUCUGAUGACAUCACGCCCCACCUCUCAUUCUGCAGGCCCAUGUUUUAAUGACAUCAAAUGCCACUGUCAUCACGCAGGGGUCAUCACAUGCCACUGUCAUCACGCAGGGGUCAUCACAUGCCACUGUCAUCACGCAGGGGUCAUCACAUGCCUCUGUCAUCACGCAGGGGUCAUCACAUGCCACUGUCAUCACGCAGGGGUCAUCACAUGCCUCUGUCAUCACGCAGGGGUCAUCACAUGCCACUGUCAUCACGCAGGGGUCAUCACAUGCCAUUGCAGAAAGAGGAAAUUCACUUCAGAUCAUCUUUUUUUUCAACUGUUAUAUCAGGGAAAUUAUUUCAGUUUGCAUUCUGUUUACCUUUUAAUGUUAAAUUAUUUUUCAUUAAACUUAAAGGGAAAAUUCACAUUUGUUUUUUCAUGUGGCCUUAUUUUCAGUAUUGUUUUGUCACAGGGAAAGGCUCAUUUAACCAAUGAUGUCAUCAGUUGAAUGAGCCUUUGGAGUGUUUGAAGUUUUCAAAAUAAAAUGCAUAAUGCGCUGUAAUUUUAGGGAACAGAUGACUGAUUUCUUCAAAGAAAGAAGAAAAUGAAACGGGGUAAUAAAACAGAAAAGAGGGAAAUAAGGCAUGUGCAACAUUUGGUGAAACUUCCUUUUGGGCUGUGUUUGCACUGGCAACCCAACUCUGAUGGUCUGUUAGGUAAUCAAAUCAGCCCUAUUCUGACAUGAAGAAAUCUGAUUUGAUCAGUUGAAUUACUCAUGAGUGGGAAGAUCAGAACUAGGCUGCCUGUGUAAACAUUUCAUACAUGACUUCUUAACAAGGGAAAAGCUUUAUAUUGGACCAUCUGUAGAAAUCUGAAUGAUAAGUGCUUUUCAUUCAUACACUAUUAGGCAGAAGUAUUUCCUUUAGAGAGACAAUCAAACGUAACUACUGAAUUAGGAUGUGUGCACGUUCAAAAACAGUCCAUCUGAUGUAGAAACCUUCUGAGGCAGAUUCAUUCUUUGAGUCUGCAAUGUUCUCUAGUCCGUAUUUUUGCUAGUGAAGUGCUUCAAUAGUGUACUACCUUUAGGGCAGAAAAUGCAAUACUAGUUCAAUUAAACGUGAUCAGAAGCACAAAGAAUUUUUGUGCAACGCCGUAUGUGGAUUACGAGUGCCCUCUCUGCAUUCAUUUUCUUUUCAAAAUGACGAACACAUUCUGAAAAUGGCCCAACUUGGAUUUAUCAAAGGUUUUAUCUGAGGUCUGAAAUAUCUUAGAGAAUGUACUGAUCAUACUGUUGUUAAGCAUCUGUCCACGGUUUUGGACAGCUAAGAAAACUUUAUUCGGAAAGUUGAUUAUGCACAUCAAAGAACUGAUUUAGAAAUGUCUUUAUAGUUGUACGAAAAAGUGACUGGCUUCCGUCCUCAAUGGUGCCCUAUUCCCUAAACGAUGUGGAACCUUUCAAUGAAACAUAGUGCACUAAUUAUUAAACAGGGCACUAUUUGGGCCGCACCCCAUGUGUCUAUAUAAUCCCAAAUUAACCCAGGUUUUAUAUUUAAACCUGGCUAACAACUGGUUGCUAUGCUCUCCAUAGAUCUUGUCUAUGUAAUUGAAAUACAGUAGAUACCUGUUGCUAGGGUGACAAACUGUUCUACCAUUCUGCAAAUUAAUUAAUUCCAACUUGCUUUGAGAAAUAUGUACAUGUUGUAAAUGAGACAUAUUUAUAACCCAUUUGCAGAAUUUAUUGUAAGAUACGGUUGUGUUUUUAUAGUGUAACUUCUCCUGAUGUGUUGUUACCAUUAAUUAGAUAAAACUAUGUUUUUACUGAAAUGUUGUCAACAGAAUGAUGUUGAGGUAAAAUAAAUCAAAUAAAUAAAAAA